AUGGCUUGGAUAAAAGAAGAGGGUCGUAGGCACUCUGUAUCAAAUUCAAGCAGUUGUUCUACUAAGGUUCAUUUUUUUUGUGCUAGAUUAUCUCAACCAUCUGGCUCAGGAAUCAAGCGCGGACCGCCACGUAGUUAUAGUGUAAAGGAAGGUGCCAACGUGCCUGUAAGUGGCAUUGAUCCGUACAUGUUUUUGUCUAAACAAAAGUUAGUAAAAGGCAUGUUCUCAGGGCCAGGAAUAAAGGGCCCCAUAGGAUAUCAAAGUGGUAGUUUUUAUUUGAAGGAGGUUCAAGAGCUUGAUGUGUAUAUAUCCUCGGUGAAGGCUGGUUUUAUGACCUUCCUUAUUACUUGUAGGGCAUCAGCCAUAUUUGUUGGGGUAUAUGAGCCUGUGAAGCAAAAAUUGCUGAAGAGCUUCCCUGAGAACCUUAGUGCCUUGGCUCAUCUGACUGCAGGUGCCGUUGGAGGGGCUGCUUCUUCAAUUGUUCGUGUGCCAACUGAGGUGGUUAAGCAAAGGAUGCAGACUGGGCAAUUUAACUCCGCCCCUGAUGCUGUUCGCCUUAUUGUUGCUAAGGAGGGUUUUAAAGGCCUUUAUGCGGGGUAUGGAUCCUUUUUGUUGAGAGACUUACCAUUUGAUGCCAUCCAGUUUUGCAUAUAUGAGCAGCUUCGGAUAGGGUAUAAGCGAGCAGCAAGCAGGGAUCUGAAUGAUCCUGAAAAUGCUAUAAUUGGUGCUUUUGCAGGUGCAAUAACUGGAGCUAUAACAACUCCUCUAGAUGUUGUGAAGACUAGAUUAAUGGUUCAGGGUUCAGCAAACCAGUACAAAGGUAUCUUACAUAGUGUUGGCACCAUCAUAAGAGAAGAAGGAACUCCUGCUCUUUUUAAGGGGAUUGGUCCGAGAGUACUGUGGAUAGGUAUAGGAGGUUCGAUCUUCUUUAGUGUUCUUGAGAGGACAAAGCAAACACUAGCCCAAAAGCGUCCUGUGGAUAAUAACUCCAACUCUUUGAAGUUGGAUUAA
Molecule: messenger RNA, 1011 nt
Organism: Ilex paraguariensis (yerba mate)
Lineage: Eukaryota; Viridiplantae; Streptophyta; Magnoliopsida; Aquifoliales; Aquifoliaceae
Source: the annotation of a GenBank genome assembly